AUGAGCAAGGCCAUCGUGCUCCUUCUUCUUCUUCUCUUGGCCGUCAGCUUCCUUGCGAUUGACGCCGAGAAGCUAUCCCGAGAUGAGAACGCGAAACGAAUCGCCAGCUGUGGAGUUCUGCCCAAGACAUCGCAACGGAAGAUUGUCGAGGGAAUGUACAGGACGGUCAAGAUUCCGUGGGCUCUCGACAUCACCUACGGACCGCAGACGAUGGCGAUGACUGGAACCCUCAUCUCCCCUCGUCACGCCGUCAUCCACGUGCUGUCCGUCUUCAAAGAUUGGAAAUGGCUGAAUCUGCGCGACGGCGAACCGAUGAAACCAGCGGAAGAGUGUCGGAACGGCGAGAUGGACGUGACAAAGACGGGACUUUUAAUUAGUGUACGGUACCUGGUGGGCGACAAGCGAAAGCAAGCGAAAGUGGUGAAAGCCACCUACUUCGGACUCUGCGACGCUACGAAAGGUCCAUGGGGCAUCGUGCUCGUCGAGUUUGCUUCGAAUGUGCCGAUGACUCCAGUCUGCACGCCGACCGAAGAAUCGCUUCUCUACGAUGAUCAGCUGGAGCCGGGAAGUGUGCUCCGAGCGCAUGGACCCAUUGCAUGGAGUGAGAACAGAAAACAGGCGAAAGUUUCGGUAAGAUGAUAAGAGUAAUUGGGUAGUUUAUGGAACACUGUUCUUAGGUGGGCAUUUGCGAGCAUCCCGAUGAAAUUUGCACGAGCGGAGGUCUCACAACGUUUGAUUACGGAGGUCCGUUGACCGGAGUCACUCCCGACGGACGAGUCGCCGCGUUCGGCAUCCACAUGACUGCUUGGGGCGACAAAACGACGCCGUCGAGACACAUGGCUCUCUGGAAUUACAUGCCGCGCAUCUGCAAACACUCGGGAGUCUGCUCCGCUUGAACCGUUUUGUAGUAUUGUCCGACUGAGUGAAUAAAGCGUUAAUCGUUCGCAGUUUAUCGCCACGCCACUGCCUCCGACGCGGAAGUUCGUGCUAAUACCGAAGGACCCACCGGAGCUCCAGGAACCCCGGGAGCUCCCGGGCCAGCCGAUGCCCCAGGACAAAACGCCGUCGGCGGAGGACCAGGACGAGCAGGACCACAGGGACCAGCCGGAGCGCCAGGACAGCCAGGAAACUCGGGAGCUACUGCCCGUGCCCGUCGCGUUCCGUCGCCGUCCGCAAGCACCGCAGAGUGUUCCGGAAGCUUGUUGCCAAGAAGGUCGUCGCGUAGACUUUUUGAUUCUAAACUCAUUAAAUUUGUGCAUUCUACUGAACUGA
Messenger RNA from Caenorhabditis sp. 36 PRJEB53466, 1272 nucleotides. The record is from the annotation of a GenBank genome assembly. Lineage: Eukaryota; Metazoa; Nematoda; Chromadorea; Rhabditida; Rhabditidae.